Messenger RNA from Xenia sp. Carnegie-2017, 1504 nucleotides. Its product is annotated as homeobox protein ceh-9-like. The record is from RefSeq and is a predicted model, not a curated record. Bases 354 to 1046 code for a protein of 230 amino acids. Gene Ontology annotation, molecular function: DNA binding; DNA-binding transcription factor activity, RNA polymerase II-specific. Gene Ontology annotation, biological process: central nervous system development; regulation of DNA-templated transcription; neuron differentiation. The transcript has 3 exons. NCBI's taxonomy places the organism in Eukaryota, Metazoa, Cnidaria, Anthozoa, Malacalcyonacea, Xeniidae.
GAACUAUGAAUAAAUAUACAGUGAAUGUAUACACAGAUGAAUGGGGAGAGCCUAAUGCUUGUCUUUGAUAUAUUUUGUUAUUUUGAGCAAUUAAUAGCUUGAGUAAUUAGCAAGUUAGAUGGCUUAUCGCCCAUGUAGAGAAUAUAAGUGUCUGGAAAGUUGACAUACGAAUUAAAUUCUAAAGUAGUUGAAGAAAAUUCUCUCCGCGAUAGCAUAGAAAUCGCAAGAGAUACAAUUUAAUAUAUUUGUUUGGACAAAGGAUAAUUGCUACAUACAUAGAAAUAUCAUUAUAGAAUACAGGAUAACGUUCAGCUCCGAGAAUUCUUUUUUUGAGGAUUUUUCAGUGAAAAAAGAUGGAAAAGACCACAGUGAAGAAGGAAGAAGAAAUGACACCAGAAAUCAAAACUUGCAAAGAAGAAAAAUAUGAUUCGUACAAUUGGGAGAACUUUACCGCAAUACAUCCAUUUGGAAACCAAACUUUUCAUUAUUACCCUACUUUUGAAACCGGCUCCAGUGAAUAUUCAAUAGAGGAAAGCAGUCCGCAUUACACCUUUCACGAGCAAAAACCACUAACGAAGCCACGGAUGUCGUUUAGUAUUUCUUCUAUUCUUGGAACGGAGGAAAAUAAAGAUGAAAGACAGCCAUCGAGAAGUUCAACGUUUACAGACAGUUUAUUUAUGACACAUAAACCGCAAGCGAUGAUGAAAACUUCAAAAAUGAAGCGUCACUAUAUACAUGCAGAAAUGAUGGAAAGAAAGGAAGAAUGUACCACUAAGACAGGAAACAUUUGCAAUGAGGACAGAAGCUUUUUAAGCGACGAGAAAGAUGAUCAAUUAUGGACACAAGAAAAGCCAAAACGUAUAAGAACAAUAUUUACACCAGAACAAUUGGAAAGACUGGAGAAAGAAUUCGCCGAACAACAAUACCUAGUGGGUAUUGAGAGACGUUAUCUUGCGUCGACAUUACGACUUAGUGAGACACAAGUAAAAGUUUGGUUUCAAAAUAGACGAAUAAAAUGGAGAAAACAAAGACUGAACAACCAAUAAAGUUUGCUUAAAUGAAGAGCUCAAAAAGCACAGAAUGAGUCAAAGACGGUGUAUUUAAAGAAAAGAACCUAGGACUACUUCAUGUAGAGGAAAUUAAAUGUUCCACGAAAUAGAAUCAAGGAACACUCAACGCUGCACAGACUCACUAAAGUCUGUAUAAUCACAAGAAAGUAUGUGAAUCUACGAAGCACUGCAACUAGCGCAAAUACAAACAUUAGAAGCAAAGUGAAGCACAGUGACCAGCAGUUAACUUAUACCUACGUGUAUACACACAUUCCACGUGGAGUUAAACACAGAAUGGAUAAUGGCGACAUUGAACAAGAAUGAAAAAGUAGUUGACUAUUCUAAGUUUUGAUCACAAACUUUAGUACGUUAAUCCUGUGUGUAAAUCUUAGUAAACGUGAAACUUGUUGCAUAAUAUUCAGGCGAUUAAUAAUUUAUUAGUGAUCAGAAAGUUA